Molecule: messenger RNA, 1130 nt
Organism: Hevea brasiliensis (rubber tree)
Lineage: Eukaryota; Viridiplantae; Streptophyta; Magnoliopsida; Malpighiales; Euphorbiaceae
Product: L-ascorbate peroxidase 2, cytosolic
Exons: 10
Coding region: 153-905 (250 amino acids)
Biological process (GO): cellular response to oxidative stress; response to reactive oxygen species; hydrogen peroxide catabolic process
Molecular function (GO): peroxidase activity; heme binding
Source: RefSeq, a predicted model, not a curated record
GGAAGAUUGUGGAGAAUUCUAAAGCUAGAACCUUCUCUUGACCUACGUACCAUCAAUGCAUAUGGCUGCCGUUUUGCUCCUUCCUUUUUCUCUCACAAGUAUCAACAAAGUGAAUCAGUGGGGAACUAGUGCUCGAUUCAAAGUUAGCAAACAUGGGCAAGUGCUACCCCAAGCUGAGCGAGGAAUAUCAGAAAGCAGUCCAGAAAUGCAAGAGAAAGCUUAGAGGACUCAUCGCUGAGAAGCACUGCGCUCCCAUCGUCCUUCGCUUAGCAUGGCACUCUGCAGGUACUUUUGAUGUGAAAACAAGAACAGGCGGACCUUUUGGGACGAUCAGGCACCCUCAGGAGCUUGCACACGAGGCCAACAAUGGCCUUGAGAUUGCUGUCAGGCUUCUGGAGCCUAUCAAGGAACAAUUUCCUAUCUUGACGUAUGCUGACUUCUACCAGUUAGCAGGAGUUGUUGCUGUAGAAAUUGCAGGAGGGCCUGAGAUUCCUUUCCACCCGGGGAGACCAGACAAAUCUAAUCCACCCCCAGAAGGUCGCUUACCUGAUGCUACUAAAGGUUCGGAUCAUUUGAGGGAUGUCUUUGGUCGAAUGGGCCUCAGUGACAAAGAUAUCGUUGCCUUAUCUGGUGGUCACACCCUGGGUAGGUGUCACAAGGAACGUUCUGGAUUUGAGGGACCCUGGACCACCAAUCCUCUCAUUUUUGACAACUCUUAUUUCAGGGAACUUUUAAGUGGAGAGAAAGGAGGUCUUAUCCAGCUGCCAUCAGAUAAGGCUCUUUUACAAGAUCCAGUCUUUCGUCCUCUAGUUGAAAAAUAUGCUGCAGAUGAGGAUGCCUUCUUUGAAGAUUAUGCAGAAGCUCAUUUGAAGCUCUCAGAGCUCGGCUAUUGUGAUGCUGAGUAAAGAACAGAGAUGAGACCAGUGGAGCAUCUGCUUGGUGUUCAAUUGCUGAUGGAUUGGCUAGUUACUUCAUUUCCCUUCAGGCUUGAUUAGACACAUUUGCAAGUGAUUUAUAUUAGCAGAUUUUCCUUAAAUAACUCGAUCCUACGUGUUUGUGUCUUUGGACUGGAUAUAGAUAAAAAUUUUCCUGUACCAUCUUCAACAAAUGAAAUUGUCUGCGCUUCAUUA